AUGAGCAGCAAAGCGCAACUCAGUCGACUGGAUCAUUUAGCGAAAGCGAGCCAUGCCUUGACAUUGAGUUGUCCAUCACUGUCGCGUUUUUACAUGAACCAGUUGCAGCAAAAUGUCCGUGAUUUCGAUAUUGAACCUGGCAAAGCAUUUCGUCGAUUGGCAUGUGUGAAAUGCGGCCAGCUUAUUCUGCCGGGAAAGUACACUUCUGUGACGCUCAAAAAGAAGGGAUCCAAGGAAAAGGGUACCAAACGAAAAAAUCAACUGGUCUAUCGCUGUAAUGCAUGUUGUUAUUCCUAUGCUUUGAAAGGAUCACAUCGAAAUUUGAUACCCAUUUCAGCCACACGUGGCACUCAACCGUUGACAACAAUGCCGCCCACCGUGACCGCUUCCCAAUCCAUUCAAUCUUCUCCAUUAUCAACCUUCUCCUCCUCCUCCUCCUCCUCAACAGCCUCCUCCCGUCCUCACACCGCACCACUGCAGACCUCUCCUUCUCCGUUGCAGGCCAAGAAAAAAAACAAGAAGAAAAAGAACAAUCUUCAAGCUUUACUCGCAAGUCGCAAAGAAAAAGAACAGCAGCAGCAACAAAAUUCAUUCGGUCUGAAUGAUUUUUUAUCUUCACUGUAA
Molecule: messenger RNA, 624 nt
Organism: Radiomyces spectabilis
Lineage: Eukaryota; Fungi; Mucoromycota; Mucoromycetes; Mucorales; Radiomycetaceae
Exons: 1
Coding region: 1-624 (207 amino acids)
Biological process (GO): tRNA processing
Cellular component (GO): nucleolar ribonuclease P complex
Source: RefSeq, a predicted model, not a curated record